Molecule: messenger RNA, 1317 nt
Organism: Amblyraja radiata (thorny skate)
Lineage: Eukaryota; Metazoa; Chordata; Chondrichthyes; Rajiformes; Rajidae
Gene: rtf2
Product: replication termination factor 2
Exons: 9
Coding region: 62-1012 (316 amino acids)
Biological process (GO): mitotic DNA replication termination
Cellular component (GO): nucleus
Source: RefSeq, a predicted model, not a curated record
CGGAGUUGCGGUAGUGCGCUUGCGUGGUUUCCGUGGAGCUGGGUUUGGAUCGGGCCUCAGGAUGGGUUGUGAUGGAGGGACUAUCCCGAAGCGCCAUGAACUAGUGAAGGGCCCCAAGAAGGUGGAGCAGGUUGAUAAAAAUGCCUCAUUGGUUGCCCGCUGGAAUUACUGUGCUAUCAGUCAAACGCCACUGAGGAGACCCAUAGUCGCUUGUGAGCUUGGCAGGUUGUACAACAAAGAUGCUCUCAUUGAAUAUUUAUUGGACAAAUCUGAAGACAAAUGCAUCAUUGAGACUGCCACACACAUCAAGAGCCUUAAGGAUGUGAAGGAGCUAAAUCUGACCGAUAAUCCAGUCUGGAAAGGUGACAAUGCCAACACGAAGGGUGACAAAUUUGAAGAUCUGCACCGUGCUGCUUUCAUCUGUCCCGUAGUUGGGUUGGAAAUGAAUGGACGACAGAAAUUUUGCUAUCUACGUGCUUGUGGGUGUGUCUUCUCGGACCGUGCUAUGAAGGAGAUAAAGACUCAAGUUUGCCACAAGUGUGGGGAGCCCUUCAAAGAAAAUGAUGUGAUUGUACUGAAUGGGAGUAAAGAGGAAAUGGCAAAUCUUCAAAGGAGAAUGGAGGAAAGAAAGCUUGCAGCCAAGCCGGUGAAGAAAUCGAGGAAGUCCAAGGCAACUGGAACUGUUUCAAAACCUGGACUUGUCAAAGGUGCUGUCAAAGAAAUCUCAGGACCAUCAAACCAGAAACAGGAAGAGAAAAAAAGUACCGUUGACAAGUUGGCAAGUGCUUCAUCAAGCACCAGCACUGCAGAAAAUGGGCAGUUGUCAUCAUCUUCACCAUCCACUUCUUCUGGGAAAGCUUGUAAACCUGCUACCAACCUUGUCAAACGAUCUGUUGCAGAAAUGGGAGAAAAAUCUGAGGUUUACAAAUCCAUCUUCACAUCCCACAGCUCAGCUAAACGCUCAAGAGAAGAGAAACCAAACUGGAUCACUCACACAGCAUAUUACUUCUGAGCCCGUCUGCAGUGUUCAGGAGUAUAUUCUUGCCUUUGUGUAACAAGCUUUAUCCCUUCAAUUUAAAGAUACCCAUGUUUAAAGACUUUCACUUGCACUCUAACACAAUGGAGCCAGUGCUUGUUAGCCUUGAGUAGGAUAUUAACCAUUGUACUAUUUGAUACAACCCACAUGAUCUGCAAUGUCUGCAACUUUGCACUGAAUAUACACUCAACAACAACCUGAUAAACAUGGUCCAAUUUGCAAUCUACUUUUUGUAAACAUCUAUGCUGACAUCUGUUUAAUUAAAAUUUUCUCCAAAUGUU